UGCUAUUUUCCCCUACUCUGGUGAUCUUGUUCUCUUCCCUGUGUCCUAUUGCCCUUCUUUUCCAAGGGAAUCUGCGAGUUGUUUACCAUGCCCCCAACAACGAACUUUUUCACCGCCCUCUUGCUUUUUUUCCCCUGCAUAUCCCAGUUUGUUCGCGUCAUGAAGGCACGCGAUCAUCCGGGGGAUCCGUCGUGUCGGGCAAACAUGUUUACAAGGAUAGACUGGCUAAUUAUAUGUUUUGUAGCUCAAUGUGGAACUUCCGGAGAUGGUCAAGGGUGUUUUCUCCAACCAGAUUGAGUCACAGAUUGCCUGCACAACCAAGUUCAGGAAGCUGCUCUCCAAGGAGCGCAACCCUCCCAUCGAGCGUGUUAUCGAGACAGGUGUCGUAAGCCGUUUCGUGGAAUUCCUCCGGUCCGCGCAUACUUUGGUUCAGUUCGAGGCUGCUUGGGCCUUGACCAACAUUGCCUCCGGUUCUGCCCAGCAGACCCAGGUUGUUAUCGAAGCUGGUGCUGUGCCUAUCUUCGUCGAGCUUCUGAGCAGUCCUGAACCCGAUGUUAGGGAACAGGCAGUUUGGGCAUUGGGUAACAUUGCUGGUGACAGCCCUCAAUGCCGUGACUUCGUUCUUGGUGCCGGCGCCCUCCGUCCUUUGUUGACCCUCAUCAGCGAUGGCCGCAAGCUGAGCAUGCUUCGCAACGCGACAUGGACUCUGAGCAACUUCUGCCGUGGAAAGACACCGCAGCCCGACUGGAACACUAUUGCUCCUGCCCUCCCCGUUCUUGCCAAACUCAUUUACAUGCUUGACGAUGAAGUGUUGAUCGACGCAUGCUGGGCUAUCUCCUACCUGUCUGAUGGUGCCAACGACAAGAUCCAGGCCGUUAUCGAAGCCGGCAUUCCUCGUCGCCUGGUAGAACUCCUCAUGCACGCCUCUACCUCUGUCCAGACUCCCGCCCUCCGUUCCGUUGGUAACAUUGUGACCGGUGACGAUGUCCAGACUCAGGUGAUCAUCAACUGCGGUUCUCUCCCUGCCCUUCUCUCUCUCUUGAGCUCGACAAAGGACGGUAUCCGCAAGGAGGCAUGCUGGACCAUUUCCAACGUGACUGCCGGUAACUCUAGCCAGAUCCAGGCGGUCGUCGACGCUGGAAUCAUCCCCCCAUUGAUCAACUUGCUUGCCAACGGUGACUUCAAGACCCGCAAAGAGGCCUGCUGGGCUAUCUCCAACGCCACCUCCGGUGGUCUGCAAAAGCCCGACCAGAUCCGCUACCUUGUCUCUCAAGGAUGCAUCAAGCCCCUCUGCGACCUUCUUGCUUGCCCUGACAACAAGAUCAUCCAGGUUGCUCUCGACGGCUUGGAGAACAUUCUCAAGGUUGGCGAGAUGGACAAGGAGACUGCCCAGACUGGCGACGCCCGUGUCAACCGCUACGCCCUGUUUAUUGAAGAGGCAGGCGGUAUGGAGAAGAUCCACGAUUGCCAGAACAACGCCAACGAGGAGAUCUACAUGAAGGCAUACAACAUCAUCGAGAAGUACUUCUCUGAUGAGGAAGAAGCUGGUGGUGAUAUUGAUGAGAUUGCUCCUCAGCAGACACAAGCAGGGUUCACCCUUGGAACUGCUCAGCAACAGCCUGGCGGAUUCAACUUUGCCAACGGCGGUGAUUCGAUGGAUAUGUAAAAUUGGGAUUCUCAAUCACAAUUUAAUUUCAACGUUCAACUCUUGCCGUUGACUUGCUGCUUUCAGUAUGCUCUUCCCUCUGCUAUAUCUAUUCUGGCGGUGCCGUCACUAUCUGACCGAUUACAGAGAUGGUUUC
This is a messenger RNA of Aspergillus glaucus CBS 516.65, 1802 nucleotides long. RefSeq names its product karyopherin alpha. Gene Ontology annotation, molecular function: protein binding; nuclear import signal receptor activity. The coding region runs from base 266 to 1666 and encodes 466 amino acids. The transcript has 3 exons. The record is from RefSeq and is a predicted model, not a curated record. Gene Ontology annotation, biological process: NLS-bearing protein import into nucleus. Gene Ontology annotation, cellular component: nucleoplasm; cytoplasm; nucleus. Lineage: Eukaryota; Fungi; Ascomycota; Eurotiomycetes; Eurotiales; Aspergillaceae.